AUGUCUAGGGCCCCGGAGCACGCGGAGGGUGGCUGGGCCUGGGUCGUGCUGCUGGCAGCGACGGUGGCUCAGGCUCUGACCCUGGGGUUCCCCACCUGCAUCGGCAUCUUCUUCACCGACCUGCAGCAAGAGUUCCAGGCCACCAACAGCGAGACCUCAUGGUUCCCGUCCAUCCUGACAGCGAUGCUGCACGCGGGCGGUCCCCUCUGCAGCAUCCUAGUGGGACGCUUUGGCUGCCGAGUGACCAUGACCGUGGGCGGCGUGCUAGCCUGCCUGGGUAUGGUGGGCAGCUCCUUCUGCAGGAGCCUCUGGGGGCUCUACCUCACGGCUGGCUUCAUCACAGGCCUGGGCAUGUGUUUUAGCUUCCAGUCGGGCAUCACGGUGCUGGGCCUCUACUUCUCCCGCCGUCGGGCACUGGCCAACGCUCUGGCCUCCGUGGGCGUGUCACUGGGCAUCACGCUGUGGCCGCUGCUAUCUCGAAAACUCCUGGUAGACCUGGGCUGGCGGGGCACCUUCCUCAUCUUCGGCGGGGUCAUGCUCCACUGCUGUGUGUGUGGGGCCAUCCUGAGACCCGUGGCCCCAAUCCAGACCCCCCAGCCACAUGAAGGACCCCCACUUCCACCCAAGACCCCCAAAUCCGGCUGCCUGGCAGCAUGUAGCCAAGCCUUCCGGCGCCACCUGGCCUUCGACAUCUUACGGAACAACUCGGGCUACCGUGUCUACACCCUGGGGGUGGUGUGGAUGAUUCUGGGCUUCCCGCUGCCCCAGGUCUUCCUGGUACCUUAUGCCCUGCGGCACGGGGUGGACGAGCACAAGGCCGCCUUGCUCAUCUCCAUCGUGGGCUUCAGCAACAUCUUCCUGCGGCCCCUGGCUGGGAUCCUGGCCAGUCGGAGGGAGCUGGCCCAUCACCGCAAGUACCUGUUCACCCUGGCCGUGUUGUUCAAUGGUCUCACCAAUCUGGUGUGUGCCGUCUCGGCCGACUUCAGGGUGCUGGUGGUUUUCUGCCUGGUGUACAGCGUGUCCAUGAGCGGCAUCGGGGCCCUCCUGUUCCAGGUGCUCAUGGACCUGGUCCCCAUGGACCGCUUCUCCAGCGCCCUGGGUCUCUUCACCAUCCUCGAGAGUAUCUCCAUCCUCCUCGCCCCGCCGCUGGCUGGAUUCUUCCUCGACAUCACUGACAACAACUUCAGCUACGUUUUCUGCAUGUCCAGCUUCUUCCUCAUCUCAGGGGCGCUCUUCAUGGGGGGUGGCUUCUGUGCCCUGCAGAAAAAGGAGCGGCAGGGCCAACGGGCAGAGGCCGACGGGGCCCUGCCCGUGGCUCCCCCAGAGCAGAAACUCAUCCCAGAGGACAGCAACAGUGCCAAGAAACAGCCAAACCUAGAGGUCAUGUAUGUGACCAGCGUCUGAGCCAGGAGUUCUAGGUGGUC
Molecule: messenger RNA, 1424 nt
Organism: Suncus etruscus (white-toothed pygmy shrew)
Lineage: Eukaryota; Metazoa; Chordata; Mammalia; Eulipotyphla; Soricidae
Gene: SLC16A5
Product: solute carrier family 16 member 5
Exons: 4
Coding region: 1-1404 (467 amino acids)
Biological process (GO): transmembrane transport; monocarboxylic acid transport
Cellular component (GO): membrane
Molecular function (GO): monocarboxylic acid transmembrane transporter activity
Source: RefSeq, a predicted model, not a curated record